This is a messenger RNA of Mya arenaria, 1261 nucleotides long. RefSeq names its product ras-related protein Rap-2b-like. Gene Ontology annotation, molecular function: GTPase activity; GTP binding. The record is from RefSeq and is a predicted model, not a curated record. NCBI's taxonomy places the organism in Eukaryota, Metazoa, Mollusca, Bivalvia, Myida, Myidae. The transcript is spliced from 2 exons. Bases 142 to 795 code for a protein of 217 amino acids.
CAAGUAUUGAUAUCGGAGACUAUGUUUAAUAGGAGCAACCUUUUGUUAAAUUAUGUUACGUUUGCUAGUGCUAGAAGGUUGUAUGUAAGUGCUGGGACGGAUAAUAACAAUGAAACUGUUAAUUGAUAAACAGCAAAUGCAAUGGAAAGGGACUCUAAAAUGCAGAACUUUCGGGUCGUAGUCAUGGGGACCGGUGGCGUCGGGAAAAGUUCUAUUAUAAGCAAAUUCAUGAACGACAAAUUCACUGAAAUUCAUAAAGAAACUAUAGAAGAACUGCACAGACACCGGAUGCGGUUUGACAGUGUGAGUGUUGAAAUAGACAUUCUAGACACGGCCGGAUCUCUUCAGUUCCCGGCGAUGAGAAAACUUGCAAUAGCAACAGGGGAUGCAUUCCUUCUUGUUUUCUCUGCUAAUAACCCGGAAAGCUUUGAAACUGUUAAACACCUUCGAGAUGAAAUUAGAGAGCAGAAACAAAAGGGACAGUACUCAAUCGUUGUUAUUGCAAAUAAAACUGAUUUAGACACCGAAGAUAGUCACUCACACGCGGUGACCGAGUCGGUUGUGUGUAUGGACUGGGAGGAAAAGUUUAUAACUACAUCUGCCAAAACAGGUGACAAUAUUGACAUUGUCUUUCAAACUCUUGAAAAUAAAAUUAGGGAAAGAAUAACGCUUGAAAAGAAACGUCUGUCAUUUUUCAGAAGGAUUUCAAUGCCAGUGAUGAGACUAACCAACUCGGAAACGGCAGCUACAGGAUUUAUGGAGAUCAAAUCUCGAACACGUUCGAUGAAAAAAUAAAAAAAAAUGAUAUUUUUUUAUCUGUUCAUAAAUGAAAUAUUUUGUUUGUUUGUUUUUAAAGUCAAAUAAAUACUAUGUGUUCAAUUUUACCAAACUAGAUGCACGUUCCAUGUGAACGGCAUCAGUUAGUCAAAUAUCCUGUAUGUUAUUUUAGUAUACUAAGUAUGAUAUUUUUUACCAUUCUGUCUUAAUACUACUAUCAGGUCAGUUAUAAAAAAUGCAAUCUUAUAUUGUACUGCUAGGAGUUAAUUUGCUUUAUUCUUUAUGUAAAUUAACGAUUAGUUUCGCAGAGCGUUUUGUACGAUUUAUAUUAAAGAGAGAGCUAGCAACUGGAUUUUAUCUUAACAGCAAAGGUACUUCACUCCUACUCACAUUGACAUUUGCUUAUUCGUUCUGUUGUUGGCGUUGGAUACGUUCAACCUGUGAAACCAUUUAAUUGAAUGUACUCGAUGUCAAUACAGGCUUA